AUGGUUGGAUGUGUGCCUGAGUGUCCAUUCUACCUAAGAAUCAGCAAGACUCCUACAAGGCCUUUGUGGCAAGUGGUGAGCUUCAGGCCUGAGCAUAACUGUUGUAGGACAGGAACCAAUAGACAAGCUAAGGCCCUCUGGUUAGCAACUAAAUUCAUGCAAAUUCUUAGACACACUCCUGACUUGAAGGUCACUAGUUUGAUUGCAGAGGCAAGGACUAGGUGGGGGAUUGUCAUGGGAAGGUUCAAAGCAUACAUGGCAAAGGUGAAAAGUCUGGAAAUGAUUCAUGGAGAAAGUAUCCAGCAGUAUAGUCAUCUUAGGAACUAUGCUGCUGAGAUUGUGAGGAGUAACCCUAGAUCAACAUGCAUCAUCAAAAGCACGGUGGGUAUUCAUGGUCCUGUCUUCCAGAGGAUUUACAUGUGCUUCAAGGCAACUAAGGCAGCCUUUGCUACUACUUGCAGGCCCUUAAUUGGGUUGGAUGGUUGUUCUCUAAAGGGUAUGUAUGGUGGUCAAUUACUUGCUGCAGUAGGUAAAAAUGGAAACAACCAGAUGUUUCCGAUUGCUUAUGCAGUGGUUGAAGCUGAGACAAAGGACUCAUGGCAAUGGUUCCUCAAUCUUUUAUUGGCUGAUUUGAAUGGAGAGAAAAAACAAAAAUGGGUUUUCAUUUCUGAUAGACAUAAGGGCUUGGUGCCUACAAUUGCUACAAUUGAGCCAGACACUGAACACAGAUUUUGUGUUAAGCAUCUGUAUGGUAACUUCAGGAAGAGAUUCCCAGGACAAGAAUUGAAAAAUGCUUUGUGGAGUGCAGCUAGGGCAAGCACUGUCCCAGAAUGGAGAGCUGCAAUGGAUGUGAUGAAGGGUUUGAAUGAAGCUGCAUGAACAGAGAUGAUGGAGAUUCCACCUGAACAAUUGACAAGGUCUCACUAUAGCACAUACACAUAUUGUGACUUGCAGGUCAACAAUAUGUGUGAGGCUUUCAAUAGAGUCAUCUUGGAAUAUAGGGACAAGCCCAUUAUAACACUGUUGGAGGGUUUGAAAUUUUACCUCACCAACGGCAUUGUAAGACAGAGGGAUUUGAUGAUGAGGUGGAGGAAUAGCCAGUUGUGCCCUAUGAUUCAACAGAAGCUAGAUGUGGUGAAGAACUAUGUAGAUAGGUGGCAAGCCAAUUGGGAUGGAGAUAGUGGAUAUUCUGAGUUUGAAGCAGUCAGGGACAAUGACAAAUAUGUUGUGAACCUGCAAUAGAGGUCAUGUGCUUGUAGAAGGUGGGAUCUCUCUGGAGUUCCUUGUGUACAUGUUGUUGCUUGCAUGUGGUUCAACCAUCAUGCCCCAGAGAACUAUGUCCAUCUUGCUUACAAGUAAGUCUAACUCUACUAUGCUUGGACUGAUCUGAUUAUGUGUGUCAUUUUCAGGAGACAUACCUUUCUGAACACUUACUCUCACCUUAUCCGACCCAACAAUGGACCAAAGCUGUGGCUAGAGGUUGAGGCACUUCCUCUCAAUCCUCCAUAUGUGAGAAGGCAGCCAGGCAGACCUAAAAAACAGAGGAACAGAGCCAAUGAUGAGCCAACCAACCCUAAUAGGCUGAGGAGGCACCACUCUACUGUCAGGUGUAGAAGGUAUGGGAAUUAUGGACACAAUAGGAGGACUUGCAGAGGAAAGGAGCUAGCAGACAGAAUCAUUCCACCUGGAGGGAAUCAGCAAAACAGUGAAGUGUUACAACCUGAACAGAGGCACAAUACUUUUAAGUAGGAUCCUCAUCAUCUCAGACACCUCCACCUCCACCACCUCCUGCAGGCUCAUCUCAGCCACCCCCACCUCCUGCAGGCUCAUCUCAACCACCUCCAUCACCUGCUGCAGGCUCAUCUCAUGCACCUCCACCUCCACCUCCUGAUGCAUCUUCAACACAGCCAGCACCAAGAAGAAGAGGCAGGAAGAGGAACAUCAUCCAAAUUAGUGCAACUUAGUAGUUUAAAAUGUAGUAGGACCUAAGACUUGUAAUUCCAUGCCAUAUGUGACUUUAUUUUGGAACUCAAUAGUGCAACUAAGUAGUUUAAAUUGUGCCAUAUGUGGCUUUAUUUUGGAACCUUAAUCAGUUUGUGCCAUAUGUGGCUUUAUUUUGGAACCUGAAUCUUUUUGUGCCUUAUGUGGCUUUAUGUUGGAACCUUAAUCAGUUUACUGAUAUGUUUAAUUUGAUA
Molecule: messenger RNA, 2195 nt
Organism: Lotus japonicus
Lineage: Eukaryota; Viridiplantae; Streptophyta; Magnoliopsida; Fabales; Fabaceae
Exons: 3
Coding region: 1-879 (292 amino acids)
Source: RefSeq, a predicted model, not a curated record